This is a messenger RNA of Hirsutella rhossiliensis, 987 nucleotides long. RefSeq names its product uroporphyrinogen-III synthase hemD domain-containing protein. Gene Ontology annotation, biological process: uroporphyrinogen III biosynthetic process. Gene Ontology annotation, molecular function: uroporphyrinogen-III synthase activity. Lineage: Eukaryota; Fungi; Ascomycota; Sordariomycetes; Hypocreales; Ophiocordycipitaceae. The coding region runs from base 1 to 987 and encodes 328 amino acids. The transcript has 2 exons. The record is from RefSeq and is a predicted model, not a curated record.
AUGCCGCCGCCGCCGCCGCCCGACUCCCGGGCGCCACUGUCCGGCCCAUCACCCAGCUCGCCCUCUGCCGCCGCCGUGCCCGUGCUGCUGCUCAAGACGCGGUCCGCCCCGAGCGACGCCUACCACGAGCUCCUCUCGGCCGCGAGCCACGGCCGCCGCCGCUUCGACCCGUGCUUCGUCCCCGUCCUGUCCCACCGGAUCGAGGACGCGGGCACGGCCAGGCUCCGCGACUUGCUCCACCGGCGCCAAGUCGGCCGCGACGACGGCUGUGCCUACGGCGGCCUCAUCUUUACGUCGCAGCGGGCCGUCGAGGCCUUUGCCCAGGUGGUCCAUGACGGCAAAGGCCAGCCCGGUUGGCCUCACCUCCAAGACGUGCCCGUCUACAGCGUCGGCCCCGCCACGACGCGCGCCCUCGAGGCCAUCCCGCAACAGCCGCCGCUGCAAAUCUUCGGCCAACACUGCGGCAACGGCGACGCCCUCGCCCGCUUCAUCCUCGAGCACUACACCCGCCACCGCCUCGACGCCCGGCGCCACCGCCCGCCCCUGCUCUUCCUCGUCGGCGAGCAACGCCGCGACGUCAUCCCUCGCACCCUCAUGGACGCCGCCCUGCCACCCGAUGAGCGCAUACGCGUCGACGAGGACGUCGUCUACGGCUCCGGCGUCAUGGACUCGUUCCCCGACGACUUCGCCUCCUGCCUGCGCCGCACCGACGACGCCCCCGUCCGAUGGGUCGUCGUCUUCUCUCCCACCGGCUGCGACAGCAUGCUCCGCGGCCUCGGCUUGCUCGACGCCGCCACGGCCAAGGUCCCGCCCGGUCGCCGAGAUGGCCAGACAUGCAUCGCCACCAUUGGCCCGACGACGAGGGCCCAUCUGGUAAAAACGUUUGACUUUGAGCCCGACGUUUGCGCCGACACCCCGUCGCCCGGAGGCGUCUUGCAAGCAAUUGUAGACUACAUGGAUCGGCUGAAAGACUCACGUCUUCAAUGA